AUGAAACAUGAUAGUUUGGUGAAUGGAAAAAAGCUACUUAAAAAAAACUUUGUGCAGAGUAAUAAAAGUCAAAUUUAUGUAAAACGAGCUGAAAAAUCUUCUGACGACUUUUUAUUUCGUGUUUAUGAUAAUCAUGAGAACCUCGUCGUCUUCACCAAGAAACUUGAAAAAGAAAACAAAUUUGAAUAA
This is a messenger RNA of Clunio marinus, 189 nucleotides long. NCBI's taxonomy places the organism in Eukaryota, Metazoa, Arthropoda, Insecta, Diptera, Chironomidae. The record is from the annotation of a GenBank genome assembly.